AUGCUGAACGAGCUGAAGGAGCUGCUGGAGGCCGCCAUCCCUCCUUCUCUCAUACCCGCCUCCCCUCUCUCCUCCCCUCCGUCAUACUCUCAUCCCGUCCUCCCCUCUAUCAGCCCAUCCCUCCAUCUCUCAUCCCCUCCUCCUUCCUUCUCUCAUCCCCUCCUCCCAUCGCACGUCCCCCUUUCCCAUCUCUCAUACCCUCCUCCCAUCUCCCAUUCCCCCCCUCCUUCUCUCAUACCCGCCUCUCCUGGCUCCUCCCCUCCGUCAUUCUCUCAUCCCGUCCUCCCCUCUAUCAUCACAUCACUCCUUCUCUCAUCCCCUCCCUCCCAAACUCAUCCCCUCCCUCCCCUACGCAUCCCCUCCUCCCAUUGCUCCUCCCCCCUUCCCAUUGCUCAUCCCCUCCUCAAUUCUCUCAUCUCCACCCUCAUUCUCUCAUCCCCGCCUCCCCUCCCUCCUCCCAUCUUACCUUCUCUCAUUCCCUCCUCCCCUCUCUCAUCCCCUCCUCCCCUCUUUCAGACCAUCCUCCUUCUCUCAUCCCGGCUGUCCUUCACUCGUCCCCUCCUUCCUUCUCUCAUUCCCUCCUCCCAUCGCUCCACCCCAGUUCCUUCUCUCAUCCCCUCCUCCCAUCCCACCUUCUCGCAUCCCCUUCCUCCUUCUCUCAUCCCCGCCUCCCCUCGAUCCGCCCCUCCGUCCUUCUCUCAUCCCGUCCCUCCCUCACUCAACCCCUCCGUCCCUCGCUCAUCCCCUCAUCGCCUCUCCCAUCCCCUCCUCUCCUAUCUCAUCCAAUCCGGAGCCUAUCUCAUUCCCUCCUCUCCUCUCCUCCUCCCCUGUCUCUUCCCCUCCUCCCCUCUCUCAUCCCCUCAUUCCCUCUAUUAUUUCCUCCUCACCUCGCAUUCCCCCCCACUUUCCAUUUCUCAUCCCGUCCUCACAUCUCUCAUGACCUCCCCCUUUUUCUCACCCCCGUCCCCCCCUCACUCAUCCCUCCCUCUCCUUUCUCAUUCCCUUCUUUCCUCUUUCAUCCAUUAUGAUCCCCCUCUAUCCUCUCAGGACCAUGUCCUCCUCCCUCUCAUCCCUCCCUCUCCACUAUCAUCUCGUCCUCCCCUCUCUCAUCCCUCCCGUCCCUCUCUCCUCCCGUCCCCCACUCACUCAUCCCUCCCUCUCCUUUCCCAUCCCGGACUCUCCUCUCUCAUCCCUCACUCUCAUCUCUCAUCCCUCACUCUCAUCUCUCAUCCCUCACUCUCAUCUCUCAUCCCGUCCUCCCCCUCUCAUCCGUCCAUCUAUCGUCCCUUCCUCCGCUCUCACGUCGUCUCCUCUCCUCUUUCAUCCCGUCCUCUCCUCUCCCAUCUCGUCCUCCCCUCUCUCAUCCCUCCCUCAUCCCUCGCCACGCCACGAUGUCGCCAUUCCAAACCCCCCCAAGGUCGCUCCUCCCUGUCCCCCAGUGUCCUUGUCAUGUCCCCCCGUGUCCUCCUCUCCCGCCGUGUCCUCCUCUCCCCCCGUGUCCUCCUCUCCCCCCGUGUCCUCCUCUCCCCCCCUUGUCCUCCUCUCUCCCCAGUGCCCUCCCUUCUCCCUUCUCUUUCCCUCAUGUACCAUCCUCCUUUCCCUUAUUUCCCCUCUCCAACCCCUCAUUUCCUACCCUCUUUCCCUCUGUUUCCCCCUUUUCUUCCCCGUUGCUCUAGGUUUUCCCCCUUGCGCCUUCAUUUCCCACUCUGCUUCCCCUCUUUCCCCCCCUGCUUCCCCCCAUUCCCCCACCUCCUUCCCCUCGUUCCCUCCCCCUCCCCUCCCCCCCCCCCCCCCCCCCCCCCCUGCUCUCCCUUUCCCACCAUCGUGCCCACUCAGUUUCCGUGUUGCUUGUCCCUGUUUCUCCCGCCCCCCCGCCCUUCUCCCUUGUGA
This is a messenger RNA of Closterium sp. Naga37s-1, 1890 nucleotides long. NCBI's taxonomy places the organism in Eukaryota, Viridiplantae, Streptophyta, Zygnematophyceae, Desmidiales, Closteriaceae. The record is from the annotation of a GenBank genome assembly.